Molecule: messenger RNA, 234 nt
Organism: Paramecium primaurelia
Lineage: Eukaryota; Ciliophora; Oligohymenophorea; Peniculida; Parameciidae
Source: the annotation of a GenBank genome assembly
AUGGUCAUUGUGAGGAUUAAAUCCUUCAUUUUAAAAGUGCUUCCUAAAUUUAGAAUUUCCCUGUUAGAAAUAACUACUUACAUAUAGCAUGACAAAAUGCAAGAUUAUGGAUAUUUUAAAAGCUUGUUUAUGAAAAUGAUUAAAAAUGAGUAGUGUUCUAUUUUCUAAAUAUAUUAAGGAUUGUAAUCUUAGAAUAAAAUAGAAAUUUCAAAUUUAAUAGAAAAUUUCUGUUGA